UAGACCAUCAUGGCGCGGCUUUUUGAAAUGUCUCUGGUAGCCGGACCGGCGGACCAGUUCGAGCAGCCGGCCUGCUCGAGCAAUUGGUCGACGGGCCAGAGAUUUGGCGAGGGUUUUCAGUGGGAGGGACAGGCUGCAUAUGAGUUUCGCGCCUACAGCCGCUACACGCAGCAGAUGUUUCGCGCCGGGUAAAAGCGUGCCUCGUUGCAGCUGGCGGGAAACUCCCCCCUGCCGGCCUGGCUAGCGGCGGGGCCCGG
Molecule: messenger RNA, 257 nt
Organism: Amoebophrya sp. A120
Lineage: Eukaryota; Dinophyceae; Syndiniales; Amoebophryaceae
Source: the annotation of a GenBank genome assembly